AUGUCAACUCCCUCCUUAGCACCGCUUGCAAAGAACGAUCAGCUUCGCGAUCUUUUUCUGCGUGGCGAGCAUGACGCAGUUGUCACCCGCUGCGACCUUCUGCUCAAUCGGAAGAAACUGGACCAAAAGGCUUCCCGAACGCUUCUGCAGUCCAUCCGAUUUGCCUCCCUUCUACACUCAGGUCGAAUUCCGGAAGCUUCUACUGCCGCCACGGCCAUUCCCUACUCUCCCUCUUUGGUUUUCGCACGACACUAUCUUGCCUGGGCAAGCGCAGACCUCGAAGCUGCCUCCUCAUCGGUCCAAAUCGUGCACAACCUCCCCGGGUCUGAUGCACGCAAAUUAGAGGCACAGCUCUUAUAUAGAUCGGGUUCGUACGCAGAAUCAGCCUCAAUUUUUUCCGCCUUACUCGCGGUCACCAGAAAUGAUCUUGAGGAUGCUAGACGUCCCGCCUCCACGUCACGGUGGCGAUUACCGGGCCUUGCUACCGCUCCUGAAAAGAUCCCUCUCACGAGAGCAGAACUCGACUUGUUGAGGGACGCUGUCAAUGAGCUUGCAACAAAUGCCACUGCUGCGUUUGUACUUGCUGGCAAGCCGGAUGAUGCUCUCGCUAUUGUAAGACAAGUAGGGACAUGGUCUAAGGAAACGAGGAAAGCGACGGAGAAUGAGGGGGGACUCUUGUGUGGUCACUAUGAUGGGGAUCGGAAAGCGAAAGCUAUUGUUUUGGCCCAGACUGAAGAAGAAGUCGAAGAAGACGAGGAAGACGAGGAGGACGCCGGUGAAACCGAAGAGAUCAUGGCUCCUAUCAGAGUGCAAAUGGCGUAUCUCACCCAUUUGAAAGGCGGUGUGCAGGAAGCUGAGAAGCUCUAUGCCGAUGCCAUGAGGGAUCGGAACGCUGAUCCAGCUUCGUUGGCUGUUGCGGCAAACAAUCUCACUGUUGCCUUGGGGCAGUUGGCCUUCGGAAAGCGCAAUGAUUCUGCGGAGAUAAGCGGAACUACAGCGAAUGGGCCGUCUCUUCCUAAAGAACAGCAUGAAGCUCUGGUAGAGGGACUAAAGAAGAUGAGAGCAACUUCUGGUCGCACCGUUGAGAGAAAACUCGCCCUGAAUCAGAGACGCGCAAUGGCUGCUAACCGUGCGGUUUUGCUUGUGCAAAUGGGCAGGUACGACGCCUGCCGGGCCGAGUUGGCAAAGCUCAAAACAGAAUUUCCGAAGGAAGCACUUGUACCGCUCAUUGAAGCCAGUCUGGUAGCCAAGCAGGGAAAUCUUCGUACUGCUGACAGUAUUCUCACUGGUAACGUUGAUGACAGUGAGGUUGUCCGCGCCGCUCGUGUGCAAUUGCUCGCCGCGAGUGGCGAUCUGAAAGGAGCUGCCACUCUUCUGCAAGAUUUGUUCCGUGGUAGGUCUGCAGCUCUGGUUACAGCAGCCGGUCUGUUUGAACAAAGCGGAGAUAUUGAAUCUGCAACAUCGUUGUUGAGCGAACUUGUGAAAAAGUCUUCGGGUGCCGACGCGCUGUCGGCAAAGACAGCACUAUCAAGCGUACUCCUCCGAAAUGCAAAAUACGAAGAGGCCGCAGGUGUGCUUCGAGAGGUGUGCAAUGCGAAUCCCUCAGAUUCAGUAGCACAGGCACAGCUGGUGGUAGCCACUUCGUACUUCGACGCAACUGAAGCUGAAAGGGCCGCAUUGCUGCUCCCAUCGUCAAUGUCGACACAGAAUGACAUCGAUGCAAAGAAACUUGAGGCUUUGCCACCUCCUAAGCGCAGAGACAUUGCCGCACGCCAAAACACCACAUCUACCACCACAACCAAAGCGGAUGAAGACGACAUUGCGGCGAAGAACAUCGCGGUUCGAGAGCGCAAGAAGAAAAAGAGGAAGAAGCGGCUUCCCAAGAACUAUGACCCAGAGGGACCCCCUCCAGACCCCGAACGGUGGUUGCCUAAGACGCUGCGCUCUGGAUACAAGAGGAAGAAGGCAAAGGAUCAGAACAACUUUAGGGGAUCACAGGGAGCAGAUGCGGCAGCUGCCGACGCGGCGGCUAUGAAAAACGCUGAAAAGUCGACUGCGAAAGCGUCUGCGACAGCUGCAGAAGGGCCACUACCUCCGAGUGGGCGAGCUAAACUGAGGAAAAAGAAAGGCAGACGAUAG
Molecule: messenger RNA, 2139 nt
Organism: Chondrus crispus (carragheen)
Lineage: Eukaryota; Rhodophyta; Florideophyceae; Gigartinales; Gigartinaceae
Exons: 1
Coding region: 1-2139 (712 amino acids)
Biological process (GO): SRP-dependent cotranslational protein targeting to membrane
Cellular component (GO): signal recognition particle, endoplasmic reticulum targeting
Molecular function (GO): protein binding; ribosome binding; 7S RNA binding
Source: RefSeq, a predicted model, not a curated record